AUGGAAUCGCAUGCGAUUCUUAAACGAGAAGGGUUCGAUGUCAGCUCUUAUGGUACCGGCAGUAACGUCAAGCUCCCCGGACCAAGUAUACGAGAACCCAAUGUCUACAAAUUUGGCACGCCGUACAAAUACAUGUUUGAGGAGCUUCAAGGCAAAGACCCUGAGCUGUAUAAAAGGAAUGGCAUAUUAAGAAUGCUGAAACGGAAUCUUGCGGUCAAGGAAGCUCCCCAAAAGUGGCAGGACAAUGCUGCUGACGGACCCUUCGAUGUCGUGAUUACAUUCGAGGAGCGAGUUUUUGACAUGGUCAUUGAAGACGUGUUUGCUCGGGAGCGUACCCUACAUCAAGCAGCAUUGGUCAUCAACCUUGAAGUUAGAGAUACGCACGAAGAAGCAGCAUCUGGCGCAGAAGCGGCUCUACGACUUUGUAGGAUGUUGGAAGACCUCACAAGUUGGGAGGAUGAAGUUGAGUUUGCGGUUCCCGCCACGCGGAAGACUCCGCCGAUCGGCCCGGAUUAUCAGGCGGAUAUUCCGGAACCGCUUUCCUCUCCACACCGUCUGAUGCCCGCUGAAGAAAGCAUCUGGAAGAUCGCUCCGGAAGAUGGCGGAUGCGGCGAGGUCGGGGUUUGCUGCGAAGAAGGCACGGGUGAUGCUGAGCUGGCAUGGGAAGCGAAGUGGCUCGGCACGCAGGUUUGGCCGGACCUAGCCCGGUCCAGGAGGGUCGGGAGAGGCGCAGGCAAGGGGAACCCGUACCUGAGGCUCGGAGGGACGUUGGCUGCUUCGGCGGGAGGCAAGGUGAACUGGCACGUGCCUCGGGGUAUGCUUGGCGCGGCGGAUCAUGAUGGUGACAAUAAAGGCGGUGGCACUAACGAAGAUGCUGGUAUUAUCGAUGGCGAGUUAGUGUUGGAGGGAGGAGAGAGAGGUGAUAGCGUUGCUGCUGCUGCUGUUGCUGAUAUUAGCGUGAAUGAUUCUCACGGUAAUAUCGAUGGCGGCUCCGCUUCUGCUCCAGGCGAUUGCGACGUGGCUUCUAAAGUCGCGACAGAUAGUGUCGCAGCGAGCAAUCUCACGUUUCGUGACUCGACGUCGCCAGGAGCUGGAGCCUCGUCGCACGCCACCCAAGGAGUCGCAGGGGUUGUCGCACAGAACUGUAGCGAAAUCGCCGGUUCCGUCGCAUCAUCCGUGGCGACUCAGGAGGCCGAAGCCGUCGCUCAACCUGCUGCUGCGCGCCAGCCUUCCCGCGCGAUCCACAACCUCCCCCCCCGCGACCUGCUGCGCGUUCCGCCGGGCGCUUGCGCGGCGUGCGGGGCGGACAAGGCGGGGUCCGCGGACUGCGUGCGCGCGCACUGCCACGAGGCGGACGAAGACCUAGAGGCGGAGCUGGGGCCCGCCGCGUAUCACGCGCUGGGGCUGGCGGACAUGGGGGAGAAGGUGGCGGAGGGGUGGAGCCCCGAGGAAAUAGAGCUUUUCCUGACUAUUGUCGAACUUUACCCGCAGAGCAAGGGUCUAGACUUCUGGGGACCCCUAAAACGGGCGUUUGCGUCGGCUGGAGGGGCGGAGGCGGAGGCUGCGGGGGAGGCUGCGGGGGAGGGCGCCGGGGAGGGCGCGGGGAAAGGUGGGGGGAUUCUAGCGGGGAUGGGGAUGUGCGCGGAGGGGCGGCGGAGGAGGCGCGUGCGGAGUGUAAAGGAGCUGGGGAGGAAGAGGCGGCAUGUGCUCAUCACCAUGAAUGGUUCCGUACUGGCUCGUCCCGUUGCUGCUGCUGCUGGGGGGGCAGGGUGGGAGGACGGGGCAGUGGACCGGGCAGGAGACGGGGAAACUACAGUGGUGAGCGGCGAGACGGUUGUGGGAGUGGAGCGAGCAGUAGGAGGGGAGCAGGCGGAUAUGCAGCUACAGGGGAGGUCUAGAGGAGAAGAGGCGGGCACACAGCAGAUGAACCGGGACUUGAAGGCGAUUGAUGGUUCAAGUGGACAUGAUGGGAAUCGGUUUUCGGGUCAGCCCUCCCUUCACUCCUCUGGUCGGCCCUCGGGUCAGUUCAAAGCUCCAGCCGAUCGUCCGCACAGGGUGAAGGUGAAGCGUGUGCAUGGGAACACGGUCACGUCAGCAGCACAUGUUGACACGUCAGUAGCGCAAUUCCACUCGAUACCUGCAGAAGGUUCCAGGAAACGCGCUAGAGAGGAAGUGGAUCUUCCAGCAGCAUCAGCAGCAGCAACAGAAAACGCAGCGGAUCAGUACACGUUUGACAAUACUGCUAAUCUUUCAGGCUGCUCCCCCGCAAACUCUCCUGCUCUUCCAUCCACUGCUGCACACACAGAUCCGUCCACACUCACAUACGCCUCCGCACCUUCUCAGAAGCAGCACGUGUAUGCUUCGAGCUCCCCUGGCGGUCUCAUGCACUCAGGUGCUUCUGCAGCUGCUGACUCGUGGAUCAUCAGCCACAGCCCCAGUCCCAGCCCUGCACACAAGCCCACAUCACCAGCAGGAGGAGGAGGAGGAGGAGGAGGAGGAGGAGGAGGAGGAGGAGGAGGAGGAGGAGGAGGAGGAGGAGGAGGAGGAGGAGGAGGAGGAGGAGGAGGAGGAGGAGUGAGUGGCGGGAGCAGCCUUUGCAACAGCUUCGGUGGGUGCAGCAGCAGCAGCGGUGGGUUCGGUGGUGCCUCAUUUGGUUCGGUCGCUCCGGGCCUGUUCGGGGCAGGUUCGGAGCUGUACGGGCCUCCGUUGAGCCCGUUCCCGCACCUGUCCUCCUUCCCGUCGCCCUCUCUGCCCUCCUCCUUCCCCUCUCCGUCCCUCACUCUCCCCUCCCCUUCCUACACCAUGUCUCCAACCCCGUACACGCUAGCAGCAGCGCCGUAUAGCUCACCUGCUCACCAUAUAGCUGCUACACCCAAUGUGUUGUCUCCAGCCGCUGAUAUACCAGUGCCCGAUACAAACGCACAUGUUACCGCUUCGGAUGUUACCGCUUCAAAUGUUACAGCUCCGAGUGUUACAGCUCUGGGUUACUGUGUGGGGCAGGGAAUUUCGAGGGAAGAAGUUGCAGUUGGGAAUGCUGGUCGCGAUGAGGGGGCUGCUGGUGCCGGAGAGAGGCUAGGGAGCGAGAGUAGCAGGCAGGUGGACGAGUGGAUGGAUGUAGAGAUGGGUACAGAUGCAGAGGCAGGGCGAGAAGCGCCAACAGCAGGCGCUGCUGACGUGGCUGCUGCCAGUGUGGCAAACGUCUAUGCUUGUGAUGCGAGCAGAGGGGUGGAUAACCUCGGGAUUGUACCUGCUGCUGCAUCCCUAGGUGCAGGUGCAGGUGUAAAUGUUCCUCCCAGCAGUGCUCGCAGCCCUGUAGGGCUCGAGUCGCCGGAUUUGGCCUUGGCUAGCAUGGGAAGCUAA
Messenger RNA from Closterium sp. Yama58-4, 3360 nucleotides. The record is from the annotation of a GenBank genome assembly. NCBI's taxonomy places the organism in Eukaryota, Viridiplantae, Streptophyta, Zygnematophyceae, Desmidiales, Closteriaceae.